Molecule: messenger RNA, 4667 nt
Organism: Diaporthe batatas
Lineage: Eukaryota; Fungi; Ascomycota; Sordariomycetes; Diaporthales; Diaporthaceae
Exons: 7
Coding region: 466-3429 (987 amino acids)
Biological process (GO): post-transcriptional regulation of gene expression
Cellular component (GO): cytoplasm
Molecular function (GO): mRNA binding
Source: RefSeq, a predicted model, not a curated record
GGCACCACGCACACGCAGGCGCACAAGCAGCACCAGACCACUGCAGACCAAGACAGGCCCAGGCGGGCAGGCGGGCAGGCGGGCAGCCAGACAGACAGGGCCCCUGAACCUGCGCGGCGGCGGCUGGGUGCCUCGUCGAGCCCAUGCAGCCCAUGCAGGCAGGGCAGGGCUGCUUCAAGUAGCACUCCGUCCCCUCCCUCGGCGCCGGCUGCAUCCUGUCCCUCCAACACACGCUCAUUUUCUCGAAUAUUGCUUGACCUUUGCCCACGUACCCCGUGUUUCCUAUUUCUUGCUGCUCCUGGCUCUCCAGGGCGCAAGCUGUGCCAUAUUUGUUGUGUCUAGUACAGCCCACUCCAGCCCACAGUCAAGGCAGGGUCCUCAGGCGCCGUCCGUUGUCGUUGUCGUUGUCGUUGUUGUUGUACGGAGUAGUAGUUGUCGUCGUCGUCGUGUAGUGCUCUGUCGAAAAUGGACCCGAACGAAAUGCGAUUCCGCGCCCAGCAGUCCCCCCGAAGCGAUGCCACCACCAUGAACUCGCUCGUCUCGCCGCCCCGGAACCGCCUCUCGCAGACCAUGUCCUCCCAAGAUCCCCGGUCGACCCUGUCUCGCCGUUUCACCACUGACUCGGGCCGUGUACCAACAUUGUCAUCAUCUGCAGCCCCACGUGGCCAAGAUCCUUCAGAAUACCAGACUAUGCAACAUCUUCAGUUGAUAGAAAAGAAGCGUAUGGAGUAUGAGAAGAUCCGCGAGCAAAAGCGCAUCUUCGACGCCGAGCUGGCCAAACACGAGGUGGAGCUGGGCGCCAUGCUCGAGGAGCACGGCAGGCUCUCCGGCCACCAGUCCGAGCCCACGACGCCUCCCGAGUAUCGCGAGAACCCAACCGGCUUUCCCUCGGUCUUCUCCCGCCCGAACCGGUACUCUCUGUCCAGCCUGACGUCUCCGCCGGGCUUGGCCAACCGCUCCGCGCGGUCUGGCUCCGUGCUUGCGUCGCCACAGUCGGGCGUCCCAUUGUCCCGCUUCGCCUUCGACGACCAGCUGCCGUCAUGGUCGGUCCCAGGCUCUCGGAGGAACAGCGAUGAGGAUGAGAAGGAGGAGGCUGUUCGUCAGGACCCUACGUCCCACCGGUCGACCAAUGCCGUCAACAGGUACUCGAUGCCCGUGACCAAGUCUCGGACAGCCUUCUACGACAUCAACCUGGACCAGGCCAACACCACCGGUUUCCUCUUUGGAGACGACGACAACGUGAUCGAGGGUAAGCUUUACACCCAGGCCAACAACGAGGACAACUUCCCUGUCCUCCGACGAGAACCCACCAUGUCGAACGCUUCCAGCGAGUCGUCUAUCAUUGCUACCCGGCCCGCGUCCUUUCGCCACUCUCUCGAGAUGAAGAACAUGGACCAAAAAUACACCGACCCCGCGGCCGACGCGCCUGUUCCUACCAACAACGGCAGCGUCCUCACCACACCCCCCAAGUUGCAGCCCUCGUACUCUGCCAACGACAUCCCUACCCUUAAGAGCGUGUCUGGGACCACCGUGGGCAGCGGCCCCAACCAGGCUGCCCAACAGCAUCUUCAUAAUCAUAACGCCAGCAUGGGUCGCAUCCCAGCUGGCGCCUUGCCCAGCCGUCACAGCCGGGAGCUCUCUGGUGAUACACGUGACACUGUUGCUAGUGCAAACUACCAGUCCAUCGGCUCGUCUUUGCACGCGAAUGCGCCUUCGUUCGGUCCUGCUCUAACGCAGCCCUCCAAUGUUCUUCAAGGCCCCGUCCUCACCCAGCCCUCGCAGACCCCCGUGCCUCCCAUCAUGGGCCCUGGCCAGGCCAUGAGUCCCUACAGCACCAACAACAACGGUGGAUACUAUGCGCCCAACGGAUAUGGCAAUGUUGGUCCUGCCAACGGUGGCGGCAACUACCACGGCAUGCCCUUGCUUGCGCAGAUGCAGGGCCUGUCUCUGAACGGAGGCGGAAACACCUACUCAGCACAGAACUACACUGGCUAUGCCCCUGUCUACGCCCCUCACCAGCCGCGAGACAGCCAGCAGCGCAUCAUGGCGAGUCGUCGCCAGCAAGACAACGAGGCCAUGAGUCGCUUCAACGGCACUACCCUCGAGUCCUACGGCGGCUCUAUCUACGAGCUCUGCAAAGACCAGCACGGAUGCCGAUUCUUGCAAAAGCAGCUCGAGACCCGAAACCCAGAUCACGUCCACAUGAUCUGGCUUGAGACCUGCUCUCAUGUGAUCGAGUUGAUGACCGACCCGUUCGGCAACUACUUGUGCCAGAAGCUUUUCGAGUUCUGCAAUGAUGAUGAGCGCACUGUCUUGGUUCAGAACGCUUCCAAGGACAUGGUUCGCAUCGCUCUGAACCAGCACGGCACACGAGCUCUGCAGAAGAUGAUCGAGCACCUGUCCAAUAACGACCAGGUCUCACUCAUCACCGCUGCGCUGAGCGAUCGUGUCGUGGAGCUCAUCCAGGACCUCAAUGGCAACCAUGUCAUCCAGAAGUGUCUUACAAAGCUCAGCGCUCAGGACGCUCACUUCAUCUUCGAGGCGGUCGGCACGAGCUGCGUCGAGGUCGGUACCCACCGCCAUGGCUGCUGUGUUCUGCAGCGUUGCAUCGACCACGCUUCGGGUGACCAGAAGCUUCUUCUCAUCCAGCGCAUCACCGAGCACGCAGUCACUCUGGUUCAGGACCCCUUCGGCAACUACGUCGUGCAGUACAUCAUUGACCUAAACGACUCGAUUUUCACAGAGCCCGUCGUGCAGAAGUUCCACGGGAGGAUCUGCCAGCUGUCUCGCCACAAGUUCAGCUCCAACGUAAUCGAAAAGUGCCUUCGCUGCGCCUCGGACGCAUCCAAAGAUAUGAUCGUGGAUGAGCUGCUGGCACCCAGCGAGAUGGACCGCCUCAUUCGAGACUCUUACGCCAACUAUGUCGUCCAGACGGCGUUGGAGCACGCUACUCACUACAUGAAGCAGCGCCUGGUCGAUGUCAUUCGCCCAAUCCUGCCGACUGUUCGCUCGACUCCUUACGGACGCAAGAUUCAGGCCAAAGUCUCCGCGUACGACUCGACCAACGGCCGCUCCAGCGGGCAGAUGACCCCAGCGGAUCCUACUCAAGGCCAGAUCCCGGUCCGCCCUGCUCAGACCCGUGGCAUGUCUAACACCACCUCCAUUCUGGCCCCUGGUGGUUUCCAGAAUGGUACCAACGGCGUGAACAACCGUGGCGCGCAGGUCUUCCCGACCAGCGCGAGUCUGACUGUGCCGCCUCCCCAGUCUCAGCACCCUCAACAAUACGCGCCUCAGUUCGUCAACCACAUCGCUAGCGCUCCUUAUGGCCAAGGACAGGGUGCCUCUGGACCUGCCCAAGGUGGUCAGGUCUACAACGGGGCUCCGAACCCGCCCAUGGCUUCUGACAACGGCGAGCAGAACUUCUUCUAGCUCGUCGCCUGAUCCCAUGUCGUUGCGGUCUCGGGUAGUGCUUUAUCUUCUUGCUCUGUCAUUUUACGGAUCUCACGUUGUGGACAUGAAACCUGACGACUUUUCAUUACUGGCUUGUCACCCCAACGACAUCACGACCACCUACCUCGUUCCCAUCGCCAUUCGAGCAAAAGCACUCUCUCUUGGGUGCUUUGUUGUACAAUAGAGGCUCGAUGGUGAACCAGAGGAUCUUCUCAAGAAAGACUUGCAUCUAGGGCGGACUCCUUCUGCAGGAGGACCAGCAAUGAUCAAGAGGCAUGGCUCUUUCGCCUGUAACAUCGACUGCAUUGCGCGGACAUGGGCAGCAUAGAUCUUUCCUUGGUCACCAAACCAAAACGCGUUUCUUUCCUUCUGAAAUUACGAAAACGGCGUUGGCUUCUUUGGGUUUGGAUCGGAUUACAAUGACGCGAAAUCUUCAUAGUCCUCAUCUUCACACCAGACCGGAGGCUAUGAUCGCAAACGACGUCAACGACUCGAGCAUCGACUUCUCUUUUCUUAUUUCAAAGCAGUCCAUCUGAGAGGUAUCUCGGAACGACUCUUCUCGCCUUGGUUCAGUCACCCCAGAGCUCAGCUGAGAUCCUACACCCUUGAGGUGCCUUGUUCAGGGAUUCUCGGGUCAUCUACAUGACAGCUACUUGCUCUCUCGCGGGUUUUCGGAGCAGAGCCUCGGGCGUGAAUCUGGCGGUUCCUUGCGCUUUUGCAAGGGCAGGCAGUCUAAAUUUUCUUUCUUUGCUUUCAAAAUGGUGGGAGACUCUGGAUGCUGCUCUGGCGCGCACAACUGGCAUGAGACGCCAUGCCUACAACGUGCUCUUUGCUUGGGCACCCGCACCAUUGAAUACGGAAAUAAUUUGGCUUGGAUUUGACACUUUGGUCUCAUCUCCCGACUCACUUUCCCCAAAAGGCCCCCUGGGCUCCAUUCAGCUGGGUCAUCACCAAAUUGAACGCUCUACUCUACGACAUGGCAAAAUUUCGGGCAGGUCAUACUCACUUCUGACCGCUUCCUUUUUUUUCCGUCAUGACCUGUAUGUAAGGCACCUCUUCGCUUUCUUUCUCCACAGCAUUUGCCGACGGCCUCACACGGAAGACUCCUUUGUAGGGAGCUUCGUGGUCUGUUUUAAGAAUAGAUAGCUUUCGCGCAAACAAGCUCAGGAUAGGGGUCCCCAAAUGAAGUGUUAAUACGAUAGAAGACUUGCUUGGCA